Molecule: messenger RNA, 1697 nt
Organism: Gymnogyps californianus (California condor)
Lineage: Eukaryota; Metazoa; Chordata; Aves; Accipitriformes; Cathartidae
Gene: LRRC75B
Product: leucine rich repeat containing 75B
Exons: 4
Coding region: 1-1023 (340 amino acids)
Source: RefSeq, a predicted model, not a curated record
AUGGGCUCUCGGCUGAGCCGGCAGAGCAGCCUGGAGGAGGAGAGCACCGAGGAGCCCUGCGCCGGCAGGCUGGAGGGCGGCCGGGGCGACUUCCACCUCUCCUCCCUGCUCCGCCACCCGCAGAAGCUGCCCGGGGUGCUGCGGAAAGCCUCGCCGGCGCCCUACGUGCGGCGGGUGGGGUGGCUGCGGGAGAUCCAGGCCACCAUCCGGGAGCACAAGCGGGAGCACGCCGUGCACAUCCUCAGGCUGCUUAGGAAGGACCUGGGACUGGAAGGAACGUUCCUCAAUGAAGUGCUCUACAAAAAUGCGACUUUCCUCAACUUGGUGGAUCCCAUCUCCCAUGACUUGCUGAUGAGCCUUGCUAGAGAUCUGCAGUGUCCCAAAAAGGAAUAUGACCCCUGGAAAUCCUCAGACAGGAUCUGCAGGCAGCUGAUUUACCACCUAACCCCCCACUCGAAAUGGCACCGGCACGGCAUGCCCCGGAGGAAGUCCCAAGUGUGCCUGAAGACCAGCCUGCAGAAGAAGGUGAGCCAGGACUCCAUGGAUUUGUCAGGGAUCCCCCUGACCAUGCGGGAUGUCCAUCGCAUGGCCUACUACCUGCAGAACAAUGGGGACCACCUCACCUCUGUGGACCUGAGCUUCACCGAGCUGAAUGAUGACAUGGUGCGCCUGCUGCUGCCCUUCCUCUGGGCACUACCCAAGCUCACUCACCUUUCCCUCAAUGGCAACCGACUGACGCGGGCAACCAUGAAGGAGCUGACUGACACCAUGAAGGACAUGAACAAGUUCCCUUGCCUGGCCUGGGUUGACCUCGGCAACAACGUGGACGUCUCCUCCAUGCCGCAGCCAUUGCUUGUGGGCCUGCGCAAGCGCCUCAGCCAGCAGACCACACUGCCUACCAUCUAUGAGGCGCUUGACUGCGACUCGGAGAUCUCCACCGGGCAUGAGGGCAGCCAGCCAGAGGACGAAGCAGCAGGAAGUACCCCGCCACGUGCUUUUUCUCAGCAAGGCUGCGAGAGGUGACUGGACAACAGGCUGGCACUGGCACACUGAAGCUGCCCCAAGGAGAAGUCUUGAGUACAAACAUCAAGCAGAGGGCCAGCUUUACCGGCUUCCUUUGGCUCUUUUCUCUCGCCUUCCCUGACAUCUCCCCCCCCACUUGCUGUGAGACAAAAGCCUGUCGUCCCCCCACAGCGUGCUCCGCUCCCUCCCCUCACUGCCAAACCCAUCGCCCACGUUCCAGAGAGGAACCAGUGACUUACAGUGAACCUGGUCCCCAGGCAGGGUCUCACUGGAAGACGGGAAAAGACCUGUCGGAGUCAAGAAUAUCCUCCAGCAGCCAUUGGGUUGAGGGAAAGGGAUGGGGGGGGAACCUAAAACAGAAACAGGCUUGUAGUUUACUUCCUUUCUUCCUUUUCCUAUGCACCUUGGAAACCUUGGGACCUGCAGCCUUGAGUGUGAAAGGAGGUACCCCAAGAGCCUAGCUGCUGUGGAGCUUAGUUGAAGGGCUCAGAGGCCAGAGCUGGAGCCCGGCAGUGUGUCUCCCUCUUGUGUCUGGCUCCUUUUGUUUUGUUUUUUUCCUAUUGUGUGUUUUGUAUUAAUGUCUGAACAAAGGGACUUGGUCAGAGACCAUUGGAUCGCAUAGGCUGGGGCGGACACAUGGCUUGGAACUGCAGCAUCAGGAUAUUUGCUGUGUG